AAUUUUUGCUGUUAACGACCAAAAGUGAAAGCUCAACUGAAACUACUAUGAAACUCCUCUCUCUCUCUCUCUCUCUCUCUGCGUACCUGCUUGAUAUCUCUCUGAAAGUUGAUCGCUUCGCAGUUCUCUGAGUCACAUCUCUUUCUGAAAGUUGGUCGCUUCUUUCUUUCUGUGUGUGUGUGUGGGAGUUCACUAUUUGUUAUGAAUGAUAUCCACAGAAGCUUGAAUUGUCCUAUAGCCACACUCAGACCCUUUCAUUCAAACCUUAAUCACGAGUCCUAGAAAACCCUAGAUUGCAUUUUCUAGGGUUUUUGAUGCCCAAAACAAUCCUAUCUCGCCAUGCCUUCUUCUCCUAAAUUCUUCUACGCCCGCCCUUCGUCGUACAGUCACAGAUCCACGGUCCUGAUUGUCUGUUUCCUGAUCGGACUCUCCGGCUUCGUAUUUGGGUUCGUCGCAAUUUCUAGACAUAGUCUUUCCGGGUAUAAAUGUAGAUACGAUAAACCCAGAUCGGUGUCGGUGGUUUGGGAGAAAAGUAGUGCUGGUGCUGGUGUAGGAGGAAAUCAAAACGGUGGCGUUUCGGAUGGGGAUCAGAAGAGGUAUAAGGUGAUGGGCUUUGUUGGGAUUUUCACUGGGUUUGGAUCGGUUUAUAGGCGGCGAUCGUUGCGCCAGACUUGGAUGCCAUCAGAUCGACAAGGGCUUCAACGGUUGGAAGAAGCCACUGGCUUGGUCAUCAGAUUUGUGAUUGGUAGAACCAGUGACAAAUCGAAGAUGGCAGAGGUCAGAAAGGAGGUAGCUGAAUAUGAUGACUUCAUCCUAUUAGAUAUUGAGGAGGAGUAUAGUAAGCUACCAUACAAAACUUUAGCUUUCUUCAAAGCUGCCUAUGCACUUUUCAACUCCGAAUUCUAUGUUAAAGCAGAUGACGACAUAUAUCUGAGGCCAGAUCGCCUUUCACUGCUUUUGGCUAAAGAGCGCUCUCACUCUCAAACAUACCUUGGAUGCAUGAAAAAGGGUCCAGUAUUCACUGACCCACAUCUCAAAUGGUACGAGCCACAAUCCUCUUUACUUGGGAAGGAGUACUUUCUACAUGCUUAUGGUCCAAUUUAUGCUCUUUCUGCGGAUGUCGUUGCAAGCUUGGUUGCUUUAAGAAACAACAGUUUCCGCAUGUUCAGCAAUGAGGAUGUCACAAUUGGUUCAUGGAUGCUUGCAAUGAAUGUCAACCAUGAGGACAAUCGGCUACUAUGUGAACCCGAAUGUACUCCAUCUUCUAUUGCUGUGUGGGAUAUUCCGAAGUGCUCUGGGCUCUGUAAUCCUGAAAAGAAGUUAUUGGAGCUUCAUGAAAAAGAAAGCUGCUCAAAGAGUCCAACUCUAGAAUCUGACGAUUAGCACGAUGAUUUGAAGAAUGUCUUUUUCCUUCCUGUGGUCUUGCUGCUGCUGGAUAUGUUUCGUUUUGACCACUAUUUUCUCUCAGUUUAUCUCUUCUUUGUUGUAGUAUAUUUUUUCAAUUGAUUAUAUCUAACAAACGAAUUUUUGCGGAAAGAAUUUGCAUUUUCUCACCUUCAAGAGUUAUAGAAGUUAUUGAAAUAGUUACUUGCUGGGGGAAUGAUCCCCAAUUUCUACUUUCACUCCCUGUAACAAACUGAAUGUCGAUACUUUUCACUUCUCUUAAUUAGUCA
Messenger RNA from Ilex paraguariensis (yerba mate), 1673 nucleotides. The record is from the annotation of a GenBank genome assembly. NCBI's taxonomy places the organism in Eukaryota, Viridiplantae, Streptophyta, Magnoliopsida, Aquifoliales, Aquifoliaceae.